UGGCCCGACCGAAAAGAUGGCGGACCGUUGUUUUCGACAUUGCUCGCGCUCACAGCUCGUCGGCGAGGUACGACGAGGCACAGCACGGCUCUGAAACCGAUCUCGCGCGAGAGUUGACAUACCGCGUGCGCGAUAGUCCCGGCCGCGAUAGAUCGUCGUUGUGUCAGUGACAGUCGCGCGUGUCGACCGCAUCGCGUAUACAGCACUCGCCGCAUCGUCUCGAGCGUCAUUGUCGCUCCGUCGUCGUUAGUGGUAGUGGUGUUGGUGGUGGUCGUCGUCGUCGUCGUCGUCGUCGUUACUCCCGUGCGAGGCGGUAUAAAUCACACACAGAAUCACCCCGGAACCGAGCCGUCCCGACGACGUGUCGUCGGCGCGCCGAGGAGUCAGCACCUGGGACGCCGUCGAGUCCGGGCGCUGAAAAUGAUCGCGCUCCACCGCGAGUUUUUCUAACCCCCCCUAUCCGCUGUUUACGCGCUCCCCGCGAGAGACGCGAUUUUGGUUAGGUUGUUUCGGCAUCGAGAUACCCGCGUCGAUCCUGAUGACACCGGAACGCCGUAGCGCGUGUUCCCCGCGGUGGCCCACGUUGACAAUGUGACGCGCCGUCGGAGUCCCGACGAUUUGCUGACGACCGACGAUGGAUAACGCGCCCGCGAUGGCGAGCAACGAUUUCGACGCGGAGCAUUUCGAGCGGAGGCUCCACGCGCUGAAGGACUCGCAGGAGUCUAUCCAGGGCCUGUCCGCGUGGUGCCUCGACAGGAGGCAGCAUCACAAGAAGAUUGUCACCACAUGGCUGCAAGUUUUAAAGAAAGUGAAAGUGGAACAUCGGCUUACGUUAUUCUAUUUGGCGAACGACGUUAUUCAAUACUCAAAGAGGAAGAAUUUCGAGUUUGUGGAGUCAUGGGGCACUACUCUGCAACGUGCGACACCCAUGGUUCGCGACGAAAAAGUGAAGCAUCGUAUACUGAGAAUCUUCAAGAUCUGGGAUCAACGGCAAGUUUACGACGAGGAGUUUCUCGCCGAUCUGUCCGGCUUAAUUUCGGCGGCGCCAAAAAAGAAAUUGGAGCCGCCGCCGACCACGCAGCCCGAGGAGUUUCAGGCGGCCUUGCUCAUUUCUACCAUGAGGUCCUGCGCGACUCUGGAACAGGCUACUGACGCCAGAUUGCGUGAUCUACGGGAGAGCAACAUAGAUAUUGAAUCUGUAGAGGAGUUGCGUGCGUCGCUGAAGGACAGAAGGCGCAUGGAAGAUGCAGAAAAAGAAAUAGAUUCGGUCGCUAGGAGCGUCGAGAAUUAUGUUCGUGCGUUAGAGGCAGAGAUUAGAGAAAGGACACAAGUGGUUGAAUUGCUGGAGACAGCGGAUCAGUUUUACGAGACUCAACGUGGGGAAGUUAAAAUAGUGACAAAUGCGUAUCGAAAUUUUGGAAGUCGUGUCAAAAAUUUGAAGAAAAAGUUAGACGAGUUGCUGCCUACAUUCAUCUCGCCUAUACCGUCGCCGGACAUAAAUGCACCCUCGCCGAGUCCCGACAGUGAUAUCGAGCUACCAGGAGAUGAAACUCAGGCAGUGAAUAAUCAGUCGGGAAUGAUCGACGUAGCACCACCGUCUAUCUAUGGUUCAUAUCCUCACGAGUAUAAUCCUAUACCUGUACCUGCACCUGACUUGGUACAAGGCAAUGAGUCGACGGAUUUUACUAAUAAUUUCCCUUCCUUUAUGGGAGGAAAUUUAGAUUUUGGUAAUAUGAGAAAUUUAUUUAAUGAAACCUCUGAGGCACCUUCCGGGAUGUCUCAACAGUACAAUGAGUCUUUAGAGGCAAAACCAAUAGAAGUAAUCAAUAUGAGACCUUCGAAAAAUGAAAAGAACAAUCCGGACUUCAAUAUAUCUAGUUUCCUGAAAACAGUUCUUCCCUCCUCUGAUGGCACGUCAGAAUCUGGUGGAAUUCCAGGUCUAGGCCUGGAUGUUACCGAAAAUCGAGUGGAAUCGCCACGUCCCAAUUAUAGACAUUCGCCCUCGUUGGGCCCACAUCCCGUAACGCCUGUGAUCUCAAGAAUGAUGAAUAGUCAGGGUACACCAUCCCUCAGUGGAGGUGGUGGCUUAAAUAAUUGCCAGAUGAGUCACAGUACCCCAUUGCCGGUUCGCAAUAUGUCCGAUUCUCACACACCCUCUCCGUAUUCCAGUCAGAACAGUCAAAGUAAUAUAACUGGUCCCUUUGACGGGCCCACCAAUGCCAAUACAGUUAACCCUUUACCUCCCCCACCCUUACCGCCGCCUAUCUUCCUCGAUGACGAGAAUUGUUACAACAAAUUGCCGCCGAAAUUUCCCACAUGGACGCCGCCGAACGAGGGUAUUAAAGACUCAGCCAAAUGGGAGGAAAAAGGCAAGAAUAGCAUGAAUCCCACGUGGCCUGGCGAGUGCGAUGAUAAAAAUAAAAAUUCGUGGAUGGACGGCGAUGGAGACAGAUGGGACUCCAAUAACGAUUCCACAUGGCCGGUCAGUGGCAGGACAAAGAAUGACAUGCUGUCUGAGACUCCCGAAUCGCCACCUAUGUAUGAGAAAGCCGGUUUCGCCGAGCCGGUAGAAUACAACGAGCCACAACCACAAGAAUCUCUAAAUACCACAGGAGAUGUGGAUCAUAGAGUAAUUCCAAUGCCAAUGACCCGCGAGAAUCAGCUUCCAUAUCGCUUGAUAAAAGCAGGUGAUGUGGAUCAUCGUAAUCUGAUUAGUCUAACUGGCAGUCCGGCAAAUCACCACAAUCUUGGUGAUUCAUCGCUGUCUGUUUUACCCAAUAACAACAACUUGUGGUCCACCAGUGAUCAGGAUUAUCGACGACAUAUGCAACCUGGUGACAUUGUCGAGAGUGUUGAUAUGGAGAUGUCGGACGACGAAGCCGACAGCAAGCCGAAAGGCAGGGUUCUCGUGGAUCUCAGGUUGCAGGAUCGUGACAUGCGUGUUGGUGUACCGCCAUCGUCUCAUCACGAUAUGGAUAUGCGUAUGAUUCCUCUUCCCAUCGGACAAAUGCCCGGCCCGCGUGAUAGUCAACUCAUGCAGGAUAUGCAUUUGAUGCAUUCGGGACCACCUCCACCGCCGCCGCUGCCGCAGUUUCAGCAUCAGGGUCAAGGUGGUUUCCGGCAAGAACAGCCGGAAUUUUCCCAUUGUAAACAGCCGGUCGAUUUUCAUCCGAAUCAACCGAAGUUUCAGCAAAACAGGCCACCAAACUUCCUGCGGAAUCAACAAGAUUUUCAUUCAAAUCAACAAGAAUUUCAUCAGCUUCAUCAGUCGCAGCAGGAUUUUGAAUAUCGCGACAGAGAACACAAUAUCCGCUCCAAGCAAGAUUUCUUGGCGGAAUCACCGGGACGCGGAAGAUAUUCCCAAUCGGCGGAUCACCAACAUCAACAUGAUUCGUCCUUUCAUAGAAACGAGUGGAACAAUCGCGGUGGUGGCAAUCGUGGAUUUCCGAGGAAUCGCCGAGAUAGAUAUUCGGAAGACCACAAUGUACAAAAGCAGCGGAACAAUCUGGCGAACAGUCGCAAGUCGAGAUCGCAGGAUCAACAACGUCACCAAUCACCGUCGGAGAUCUUGCCCAAUAAUCGGUCGAUAUUGCAACCACCUGACACCGCCGUUAUUUUCGACGAGGAGGGUAUGCCAAUCGGCAUACCAGAAUUCGAUCAGGAUAAUAAUGCGGUAUCCAAUAAUGCUGACGCUCAAGCAGAACCGGAACGCAAUUCCGAUAACUGUCAGAGCUCUUCGGCACCACAUGCACGACGGACUUCGCAUGAGAUGCCGAGUUCUCACGAUUCUGAACGCAACCAACAACAGCAUCAACAGAAUUAUCAGUUGGGCUCUGAUCACGAGCAGCGGACAUUGCCUUCGGCCGAGUCGGAAGAUCAGUCAUCAUCGAUAAAUCAAGUGACAGUUAUUCCGAUAAGAGCGGAUAACGUCGGCGAUGAAUCGCAACAACAGCAUGUUCCUAUUUCAGAAUGCGAGGAGCACGUUGAGUCGACCGAACACUCCAAUCUCGCGGAGAAGACAAGCGCGACCGAUGAGUCGAUUAAUCAGGGACAGAAUGUGAAUUCUACGGAAACGGAGUCGUUGGAUGACACAUUGAAUAAAGAUUUAAAGAGAGCGGCGAACGGUGAUUGCGAUGAGCAAAGUCACGAGGAAGGAAGCCCGAGCAAAAAGAGGCCACUCUUACAGAAUGGACCGCCAAUGCUGAAUGAUGACUUGUCUGGCCCGAAUGGUCCCGCACCGACGACGGAACCGCAUCUUGUGAUGUACGAAUACGAUGGACCAAACUUCCGACCACGCAUUGGCGCACCCUUCCCACUCUGGCGAGGUGGACCUCCUCCACCUUCUUCUAGAGGAGGUAGAGGAGGGCCUUUCAGAGGUGGGCCUGUGGGGUUACCGCGAGGCCCAUGGAUGGACAGAGGACCACGCGGAGGUCCCGUCGUCGGAAACUUCUCGCCGAGAGGAUUGAAACGCGGAGGCAAACAGUUUUGGGGCGGCGGUGGUUUCAGAGGCCGGGGACGAAGCAGUAACUGGUAGAUAAGGCGACAAACUUUAAAAAGACUCGACGACUCUCCCGUUGUCGUAAUCUGACCGGAUACAUAUGCGAAACGCGUUUCCGCGUGUCUCUGUAAAUAAACAAACCGACACGCUUCGGUGUUGACACGCGCGUGCGCUCGCGCGUGCGAAAACCUACCCAUUCAUACAUACACAUAUGCAUACAUACACACAUACAUACAUACAUACACACGCGCACACACGCGCACAUAUAAUGCAUAUAAAAGUAGAUACAAACUCAAUUGGUCCUGAACAGUGAAAUCUUUAAUAAUGAAGAUUAUUCACAUCCUGUGCGAUUGAUUCGCCUAUAUAAAUAUAUAAAUAAUAGAAACUAUAGAUAUAUAUAUUAUAUAAAUAUAAGCAUAUUUAGUAUAUGUUUCGUUAAGAUCUUAACGAGUGUUAUCGAAGCGGCUUGCGUUCGCAUAACUGUAUAUACAUGUGUACACACAUAUGUGUUAUUAUCGUGCCCAGUAAAUGAUUAGGGGCAACGUACGAGGAAUCUGGACGCGAUACGUCACUCAUAGUCGCUACGAUAAUGACCACAAUCGUUGCUACUCCCAUAAGACUUUUAUGUCAGGAGGGUUUGCGUUUAUGUAUGCGCUGAGAGAACGAUUGUAACGAUAAAUUCGCCAUCUCGCGAAUUAGAGCGGCCGCUUUGAGCGAGACCGAGCAUUGGAAAUCGCGAAAAUCACGGUAGUUAAUUGACGAUAGUUAAUUAAUGGCAUCGAUUGGAACCGAGCGUAAUUUCGCUGAGUUCAAAUUUCCGUGAUUUACGAGAAUGAUUGUUAUAAAAUGAUUAUGAUUGGCGGAAAAUGAGCUCUCUCUUUCAUCGAAAUUACGGCAGUUUCAAAUUUUGGCUAAUAACAUGUGUUUCUGACCCGAUCGCUAUGAUCGCUAUAUUCCACGAAACUUCUAUUAUUUCCCUCCUCGUCCAUCUUCAAAAUAAGAAUGCAAUCUUGUUUUCCCCCUGCCUACACCUUCAAUCCAUUUGACUAUAUUCGUCGUAUUUGGUCAAGAGGUUCAUUAUAAGAGAAGAGAAAAAGGAAAAAAUGGAAAAUACACAGGCGUGUUAAUGAACAUUUUUAAAAUGUACUAAUAAAAUAGUGUUUACGUUCUAGUCGCUUCGUACAUUUUCCCUAUUGUUAUUUCUCGUUUGUAUUGUAGUUUGUGUAGGCAAUGAAUGUUUCUUCUUGAUUGUAGAUCGUUUUCGUUCGUAAGGGAAGAAAUGGCAAUAAUUAAUCAGUAAUUCGAAGACUCAAUCGAAAGCGUCACAUUUAAUUCGUUUGUGUUUCGAGAACUAUAAAAUCACAAAAUUGUUUCGUCUUUAAUAUUCGAUUCGAGAGAUAGGCUGACGAUUAUAAGGUGCUCUUGUAAAUAUUUUUCUGUAUUUAUGACUGAAAAAAAGAGAUUGUAAAGUGAAUAAGACUUCAAUGUCGGAACGAUACGCUUGUUUCAUUAGCUAUUCGCAAAAUUCUUUUAUCGUUUUACAAUUGCUUGUUCAAUUGUCGCCAAAUCGUUAAUCGCGAAUUUCGGAUUGUUUAGAAAUCCUUUGGAAAUGAAUUAAUUUUAAUUUUUAUGCUUUUUGAAAAUUAAUUUUUAUUUUUAUUAUAUCGAUCAGUAGAUUUACUUUUUCUUCGGUUUGCAAACUGUAGUCUGAGUUUACAUUGUUUUGUUAAAGGCAAGCGAAUCGUUGCGACAAAUCGAACUCAGUGUAGCAAGUGCAAAAGAAAAAUUUCUCUUCUCUCUCUCUCUCUCUCUCUUUCUCUCUCUUUCUGGUUGUUUAAUAAAAUAAUAUCGAGGACCUUUCUCUCUCUCCAGCUCUCAAGUUUGAUCAGCGAAACCCCCGUUCUCGACGACACCGUUUUACCGACGCACGCAGGUCAUUCGCGACCCGUAAAUGUAUUAUUACGAUUAUUGCGAGAACGUAAAACGCACGAUAUACCAUCUCGUAUAUAUUUAUUAACCCGUCGUAUUUCCUUUUUCUUCUUUUUCUUUUCUUUUUUUUUCUCUGCAAAUAUCGCGAUCUCGACACGCACUGCCUUAUGCAUUCCUCAUCUUUUAUUUCUUCCGCACACGUGAUUGCAAAAGUACGAGGAAGAGAUGCGAUUUAUCGAUCCGUUUUGUGGCUCGCCGUCCGUUUCGUUCCUUUUCCGACCCCGUGGUGAUGGCGAUUAAAUUAGAUUAGGGCCGUUCAUCGGUCGGCGAGCGAAAACGAAGACGAUAUUGCCUUAGAUUACACGGGGGGUGAGAGGAAGGGAGGGAUACACGUGGAAUAUGCGGCCGCAAUGCAAUUUCAUGAACAGGAUGGUAAUAUCCAAAAUGGGAAAAAUAUUUUCGAAGAUAUUACAUCUGUUCUUGCGUAGUAUAUGUGUCGAGCAUGAAACUCCUGACACUUCCGAAAGAUGUAGGAUAUAUCGGAAGAUAUAUAUUUACGAUAUAGGCUGUCUCGGAAAGGGUGUGAAUUAGUAAUAGGAUCUUCUCUCCCGCGAUAUGUGUACAUUUCACGAUGUUUUUCCUCUUCCUUUUGAAACAAUAAAAUCACAAUUUUUUUGUUUUUUAAUUGAAAUGACGAUUACAAAAGUAUUAAAAUAAGUAAGGCAUUUCUUUUUUCUAUUUAUUGUGUAUUUGUAAUUGGCGGAAGUUGUGUAGAGCUGCAAUUGAUUUGUGAGCAUAAAUAAGAUAAUUAUUAAUUAACAAUAUAUUACAAAUAAUUAAAUAGAGAUAACUUCUUGUUAUUGACUUAAGUUUGGCAAUGUGAGUUAAUAAAAUUCCUUACAGACGUUAAAAUAUUAAAUUGAAAGUUUGCUGAUUAUUACAAUAAAACGAAUAUCGAAUGAGUAAUUUCAAUAAACUGCAGGGUAUUCCUUAAGUAUAAGGUAGUUAAUGGUAAAAUUUUUUUUUCUUUUAUAAUUUUAUUUUUUCUUUUAUAUUAACAGAAAUCUGUCUUUAAUAUUAAAUGAUGAAAAAUACUGUUAAUGAUAAAAGUUACGUUAAAACUUGCUAAUCUUUCUAAUCUGUUUUUAUUUUGCCAAAACAGAUAAAGACUUACGUGAGUAAUAAUUUAAAAGAAAAAUUUUAGAUAAAGGAUCUUUCUCAAAUCUCUUUGCAGAGCUAUUAUUAUUACUGACGUACAUCACAUUUGAGACAGCCUCUGUACAUUCAUGUACACACAACGCUUUUUCUUUCAGAAGCUACAUUUCGCACUUGAAGUUUCGAUAAUAGAACCUUCCUUCAUUAUCGAGAACUUUGCAACUGUAAAUUUAGUAUGAAAAUUUUAGCUAGAAGUGCCUUUUUCACUAAAGCAGAUCUUCAUCUUGUAUUUUAUGGGGUAAAAGUGUAAUACAUCUUAUUUUCUGAUGGGGGGGAAGAGGGGUGUAUAUAACAAAAUUAUAAAUAUUUCUGCAAUUUAAUUUAAUUAGUCGAAUAUGUGAAUGAAUAAUGAAAGAUGAAAGAGAACGAAGAACUGUGUAUAUGUGUAUGAGAGCGCGAGAGAAUGGGAGUGUGAUAGAGAUAGAGGAGAGUGAGAGAGGGUGGGAAGUACAGAAUAAUCGAUCCAUAGUUCUAUUAAUAAACGAGGCACGAUUAUUCCAGAGAAUUAUCUUGUACAUUAGAUUAAUGUUCAAUUAUUUAAUUCUACAUUAACGUUAAUGUUAAUAUGUUUUAUAUCAAGAUAUAAAACAAAUGUGUGCAUACUGUGUAUGCGAAAGGUUUUGUACAUUGCCUAAUAAAAGAUUGAUCUUUA
Molecule: messenger RNA, 8294 nt
Organism: Wasmannia auropunctata (little fire ant)
Lineage: Eukaryota; Metazoa; Arthropoda; Insecta; Hymenoptera; Formicidae
Exons: 8
Coding region: 635-4534 (1299 amino acids)
Biological process (GO): mRNA 3'-end processing
Cellular component (GO): RNA polymerase II, holoenzyme
Molecular function (GO): RNA polymerase II complex binding
Source: RefSeq, a predicted model, not a curated record